Messenger RNA from Musca domestica (house fly), 1234 nucleotides. RefSeq names its product arginase-1. The record is from RefSeq and is a predicted model, not a curated record. The coding region runs from base 184 to 1200 and encodes 338 amino acids. The transcript is spliced from 5 exons. Gene Ontology annotation, cellular component: nucleus; cytosol; cytoplasm. NCBI's taxonomy places the organism in Eukaryota, Metazoa, Arthropoda, Insecta, Diptera, Muscidae. Gene Ontology annotation, molecular function: arginase activity; manganese ion binding.
GGUUAUCGGACAUCGUACAACAAAAUAUAAAAUAUGACAGAAACAUGAUUGUUGUCUGUGUUAUCAGUUGCAACCAUAAAGCGGAGGCUGGACCGCGUUUUUUCUGGAUUAUUGAUUGGCUUGGUUUUAGUUGUCAAAGAGCAUUACAAAACUAAAGACGUUGGAGGAGAACUUCUGAACAAAAUGUUGAAAACAAUAUUUCGCCAGUUUUCAUCUUCGGCAGGGACAAAAACAAAACUGGGUAUUUUGGGUGUACCCUUUAGUAAGGGCCAAAGCAAGGGUGGCGUGGAACAGGCACCCGACUUUCUAAGGCAAAAUGGUUUGGUAUCCAUGCUGCUGGAGUCCUCAAGAGGAAAUUUAUCGAUUACCGAUUAUGGCAACUUAAGCUACGAAUUGAUCGAUGAUCAAAACACACCGCCACACUAUAAAAACAUGAAAAAUUACAAUACAUUUAUGAGCUGCAAUAAAUCCCUGAUUGCCAAAAUCCCCGAAAUACUCAAGCAACAAGAUCAGUUCUUGUGUCUGGGCGGUGAUCAUGCCAUUGGUUUUGGUUCAGUGGCCGGCCAUUUAAUGCAUAGUCCAAAUCUAUCCUUGGUCUGGGUAGAUGCCCAUGCCGAUAUUAAUCUGCAUUCCACCAGCAAUUCGGGCAACAUUCACGGUAUGCCGGUAUCAUUUUUGCUGGAAGAAUUAAGAGACUUUUGGAAACAUGCCCAUUUGGAUGAUAUAUCACCAAAUUGCUUGCGUGCCGAUCAGUUGGUAUACAUUGGUCUACGGGACAUUGACCCAUACGAGGCGUAUAUUCUGAAUAAAUUGGGAAUACGAGCAUAUGCCAUGGAUUCCAUCGAUAAAUUUGGCAUAUCGAAAAUUAUGGAAAUGACCUUGGAUGCCCUGGAUGUGAAGAAUAAAAUCCACAUCAGUUUUGAUAUUGAUGCUUUGGAUAGUAGAAUUGCUCCCAGUACUGGAACAGCUGUCUAUGGUGGCAUGUCGUUGCGUGAAGGCAUCUAUGUCGUUGAAACACUGUGUGAUACAAAGCGAGUACAAGGUUUUGAUUUGGUCGAAGUAAAUCCCAGUCUGGGCACUCAGGCCGAUGUUAACAACACAUUAUCGGCUUCUAUGGAAAUUUUGAAAAUCGCUUGCGGUGGCUACCGGCGUAGGGGGACAUAUGAGCAAGUAGAUGGAAGUUUGUUAAAGAAUGAAUGAUAAUAAAGUGACCAUCAAAAAUUUAAUAUUUAUA